Sitodiplosis mosellana (orange wheat blossom midge) is the source of this 1602-nucleotide messenger RNA. RefSeq lists its product as uncharacterized. The record is from RefSeq and is a predicted model, not a curated record. Gene Ontology annotation, molecular function: protein binding. The transcript is spliced from 3 exons. Lineage: Eukaryota; Metazoa; Arthropoda; Insecta; Diptera; Cecidomyiidae. Bases 215 to 1486 code for a protein of 423 amino acids.
GUGUGUCGAGUCUUCACUAUAGCCAUAUCAAGUAAUUCUGAGUGUGGCUGAAAAUAAUUAAAGAAUGCUGCUUCAUUUACCUAGCUAAUUUGGAGGAUAGCGAUCGUCGUAGUACAAUAACAAAUACAGUAGUAGUACAACAUUCAAUAUUCAACACCAUCUACUUCAAUCAUAUUUAAUUGAAUCAAAAAGUUGGAAAUUUUUCGCCGAAAAAAUGAGUAAAAACGAACAUAAAAACCACAACGACAUGGUAGUAACUGGAACGUCCGAAGAAUCGCUACGGCCAAUUCCCGACUUGAAUAUUGAUUGUUUGGAGGAACUUUUUGAGUGGAUUUCGUUGGCCGAUUUGUUUGUAAUCCGUCGAACGUGCAAACGAUUCAAGCAAGCUGUGGAUUAUUACAUCAAAACCUACUACCCGGCGGUUGGAAAAAUCGAAAUUUCAGACAAAAACUUCGCACAGUUCCAACGCAUUGAGUCCAAUUGUAUCAAAUUGAUCAAGGGAAUUCGUUUUUCAAUCAAAGGCCCUGUCAUUGCAGACCAAAUGGAACAUCUCAAAGAAUGUUUCAACCAAGUGGAAGACAUUCGAAUAACCAAUUUGAAAUUUCAUGGCGAUUUUUACGAGGAUUUUCUUAAAUUUUGUCCAAAAUUAAAAUAUUUAUCCGUGCAAUACUGCGAUAAAUUGAAAAUUGGCACCGGAAAUAAGUGGCUCACUCAACAUUAUCCCACACUUCAACACAUUCAUUUUGAUGACAAAAUAUAUGGUGCAGAGGAAAUUUCUGAGCUGAAGACGUUUUUCAAGCUAAAUCCACAAAUCCGAACUUUAUCGUCCACCAUUUACUUUCUGCUGAAGCAUACGAACUUAUUUUGUGGUGCGAACAUACACUUUGAUUAUCUGAUCGUCAGUGUUAGUGGCUAUUUCGAAGAUGAAAUGACUUGUGUUUGUAACUUGUUGAAUAGGCUACAUCGGUAUGGAUUUUACAAGCACGUAAAUAUCCGAGGUUUAUUCUAUUCCUCUGACCAAGAGGAAAUCGACCUAUUAGGAAGUGUUCCCGCAUUGGAAAAACUGUUCAUGUUUAACAGAGAAGCGGCUAUACCUCAUUUGCCAGAUUUGAAGGAGCUUCGGUUCACUUUAAGUGGAAUACCAUCAGAAUUGGAAGCCGCCACAAGCAACCUCAAGAAUAUCGAACGCAUUUAUUUUGAAAAAGCACCGUUUGAUAGCGUUCUACUGAUCGUUCAACAUUUUCCGAAAGUAAAACUAAUGAAAGUCGAUGACAUAGUGGUGGAUGGAAUGCAUUUUAAGAAAAACGUUAUUGAUCUUAAGGCAAUCAACAAUGAACGCCGAAAAUUGAAUGGCGCAUGCAAAAUGACCAUUUACGUGAAGGACACAAUUUAUUUGGCCACGAAAUAUGCAACAACGAACACACAGCUUAGUUUAAUCGCACUGAAACGAUCUGAAACACACGAAUGGGAACAUGAUUAUUAUUAAAAAUUUGGAUUUUGAUGGAAUGUGUAAAUUUAUAAGUAAAAUUGCUGUAUUAUACCAACUUAUUUUCAGAAAUUUUAACAUUUUUUAUAAUAAAACGAUCAAUCAUUUGCAAUCGA